Molecule: messenger RNA, 1549 nt
Organism: Arachis stenosperma
Lineage: Eukaryota; Viridiplantae; Streptophyta; Magnoliopsida; Fabales; Fabaceae
Product: replication protein A 70 kDa DNA-binding subunit B-like
Exons: 11
Coding region: 35-1549 (504 amino acids)
Biological process (GO): DNA replication; DNA repair; DNA recombination
Cellular component (GO): nucleus
Molecular function (GO): DNA binding
Source: RefSeq, a predicted model, not a curated record
CAUUUCGUUUAACAGAAACAAAAAUCUCAUUAAGAUGGCAGAGUCUUAUGACUUCCUGGGUGAUAUUAAUACAAAGAAGCUUUGGUGGAGUUUCAAAGUUUAUAUCAUCAGGAUAUGGGAACUUCCAAGCAAAUUUAAUGAGAAAGAAGUGCAAAGCAUUGAGAUGAUCUUGCAAGAUAGUAAGGGAAACAGGAUGAUUGCUUCAAUACCUAAGGCGCUGGUCCAAAAGUGGAGUGGUUUGAUUAUUCAGUUCCAAAUGUACGCCAUGAACAAUUUUAUUGUUGUGAAGAACACCAGAAUAGCUCAGACAAUCCCAAGCCAGUGGAUAUUGACAUUUUCACAUAGGACAACAGUAAAUCAGAUUCAAGAACCAAGCUUUCCGUUGGAAGCCUUUAGAUUCAGAACCAUAGUUGAGCUUCUCAACGCUGAUAAGAUUCUCCAGAGCGAUUUGUUUGAUGUGAUUGCGGAGGUGGUUGGUAAGGAGGACCCAAGAGACUUGGUUACCACAAAGGGAAAAGAGACUAAACGGAUGGUAAUUGUUUUGGAAGACUUAGAGCACAACAAGAUUGACUGCAUUUUGUUUGGAAAGAUGGUUGAUCAAAUACUCCCACACCUUGAGGAUGGAACGGUGGAACCUGUGAUUGUUCUUCUACAAUUCUUCAAGGCUAUACGGUGGAAUGGAAAAACUUCUCUACAUAGCCACUUUGAAGUGUCAAAGAUUCACAUAAACUCACAGCUAAAAGAGAUUGAGACUUUUAAAAACAGGUUGCUUAGUGAUGCACCAGCAACUACUUCAGUUAGGAUUAGCCAGAUCUCAUCACAAAGCAAAUGGUCUACUGUUGAUGAACUAACACAAGGACCCACUUGGAUUACUGGAACCAUUGUUGCUAUUAAUGCUGGUAAAAAAGACUGGUAUUACAAAUCAUGUAGAAACUGUCCAAAGAAAGUGGAUACUCCCAUUGGGAAUAGAUAUGAGUGUGACAAGUGUGGCCACACCCAUGGAAGUGCUGCACUCAGAUUCAAGGUUGAAGUGAUGGUGUAUGAUGGUACUGGAAGCAUCAGUCUACUACUUUGGGAUAGAGAAAUGGUGCAGUUGUGCGGUAAACGAGCAGAACAAAUUAGGGAUACUGAGGCUGAGGGUGAUGAUGAGUAUCCACCCACUCUCAAUAACAUAAUGGACAGAAAAUUACUACUUAAGAUAAAUGUAAAGUCUGCAAAUAUAAAACAGUUUGACCAAAUUUAUACUGUGAUGAAAAUAUGUGAUGAUGAAGAGAUUAUUGAAAAGAACACGCAAAGUGUGCUAUCAGCUGAACCAUCCACUAACACCGAAGGUGGGUGUAGCAACUCGGUGCAUGUUUCAGCGGAUUUUAAUCUCAAGAAUGAUUGUGAUCCUGAGUAUAAUUUGGAUGCUAUGGAGGAAUCUAUUUCAAGCCUCAAGUGUAAAACACCACUCAAAAGAACUUCCAACAUCUUGAAGUGUGGCUCCCAAUUUGUGAAUGAGACUGAUGAAGAUGGCCAGUUAUCAACUAACAAAUUCAGCAGGAAAUGA